Messenger RNA from Dentiscutata heterogama, 149 nucleotides. The record is from the annotation of a GenBank genome assembly. Lineage: Eukaryota; Fungi; Glomeromycota; Glomeromycetes; Diversisporales; Gigasporaceae.
CUUCAAAAGAUGAGAAAAACAAAUAUUAUGCUAAUGAGAAUGAAUAUGUUAACUGUUUAGUAGAAUCUCAAGAAAUCAACAUUAUCGAUAAUAAUCUUGAAAAUAUAAAUUUAGAUAAAACUAACGAAGAGAAUAGUGAUUUAGAAUGA